Molecule: messenger RNA, 582 nt
Organism: Closterium sp. Yama58-4
Lineage: Eukaryota; Viridiplantae; Streptophyta; Zygnematophyceae; Desmidiales; Closteriaceae
Source: the annotation of a GenBank genome assembly
AUGUCCAGGAAUAAGCUCGCGCCACCAUGCCACUGCGCACGAACUCGCGACGAAAAGCGCCAGCAUGCCUUAACUCCGUCCCAAAGGCAAGAAGCGUUGAACGCGUUCCGCGUUUUCGACAUAAACGGCGACGGAAAAAUCUCCCCAGCGGAGUUGGCGCUGGUAUUGGAGCGACUCAGUCGGACGGAAACCGUCUGCGUCUCCGUCAGCGAACUAAUUCAGUCAGCAGACGUUGACGGCGACGGCCUAGUUGACUUCGAGGAGUUUGUGAAUUCUUCCCUCUUGUGGCGCUCUCCCGAUUCUAGCGGCUGCGACGCGUGCAGACCCAGCGGGAAACCCGGAGAGGCGACAGCAGCACCGACAGCUGAAGACGGCGAGUUGCGGAGAGCUUUUGAUCUGUUCGAUCGCGACGGGAAUGGCACGAUCUGCGCGGGGGAGCUCCAGCAGGCGAUUGAGAUGCUCAGCGGUGACGCCAUGUCGAUGGAGGAUUGCCAUAGAAUGAUCGCCAGAGUAGACGCUAACGGGGAUGGCAAGGUUGACUAUAGCGAGUUCAAACGCAUGAUGGCGGGCGUGCUUUACUGA